Triticum dicoccoides is the source of this 671-nucleotide messenger RNA. RefSeq lists its product as uncharacterized. Bases 99 to 518 code for a protein of 139 amino acids. The record is from RefSeq and is a predicted model, not a curated record. NCBI's taxonomy places the organism in Eukaryota, Viridiplantae, Streptophyta, Magnoliopsida, Poales, Poaceae. The transcript has 3 exons.
UAGCCGCACUCACUCACCGGCCCCAGCUUCCCUUCUUCGUCGUCUUCUUCUUCUUCUUCUUUUUCUUGGCGGCUCAUUUGGUCUCCGUGCUGAACCAGAUGGCGAAGGCGCGGAGGCGUCGCGUGCCGGCGUUCGGGGAGUGGAACUACAACUACCACCACGACGAGCCGGAGGCGACAGCGGCACUUCCGCCGGCCGUUGUUGCACCGGCCGCGUGGUACGCCACGCCGGAGCCGGAGGCCUGCAGCGACGUGUGGUUCAGGUACUCGCCUCCCCCGCGCAAACCCACGCCCAAGAAGCAGGCGAGGAGGCGGCCCGAGGGCGACGUGUCCCGGGAGCGUUCCAAGGCGUCCUGGGACGCCGCCGUGGCCAAGAGCGGCGACUCCAGGCGGGUGGUGCAGCCGGUCGACGGGGACCUGUACCGGGUGCCACCACCGGAGCUCGCCUCCCACCGGCGGCCAACGAAGAAGUGGAGCCUGUGGAUGGGAUGCCUGGGCCUCAACUCAUGCGUCGACUGAACCCAACAUGUCCUGAUGAUCGAUGGGAUGCUGCGUGCAUGUACAUCGGCAGUGUUUAUUUGCCCUUUCUGUUGGAUAUACACUAGUUCUGUCCGGUUGGUAAUAUAGGUGGUUUUACAACCUCGAAGUAAUUUUUAUUACGAUUCAUGUGCU